This is a messenger RNA of Ctenopharyngodon idella (grass carp), 2518 nucleotides long. It is a transcript of the gene slc25a38a, whose product is annotated as solute carrier family 25 member 38a. The transcript has 8 exons. Gene Ontology annotation, molecular function: glycine transmembrane transporter activity. Gene Ontology annotation, biological process: glycine import into mitochondrion. Gene Ontology annotation, cellular component: mitochondrion; mitochondrial inner membrane. Lineage: Eukaryota; Metazoa; Chordata; Actinopteri; Cypriniformes; Xenocyprididae. Bases 276 to 1127 code for a protein of 283 amino acids. The record is from RefSeq and is a predicted model, not a curated record.
GCGUAAACGGAUAGACAGACAGCAGCGCUACUGAACCGACUGGGCACAGUGUGUGAUCACCACGACCCCUUGUUUCUCUUCGUUAUUCUUCUUCUUUUAAUUAUUUUUAUUUCUAAGCUUCCUAAUCACUAUCGAGGUCGUCUGGGAAUAUUUUUCACCUUUUGCAGCAACAUUUAUUGGAAACCCCAUUUUGUGACCCAGAACACCCGCCGCGGAUCAUAGACUACAGAGAAGCUGAGCUCGCUGCUCUCAAGGACAAACUGACUGAUCAUCUCAUGGAGUUCUCACUGGCUCAUCCCGCAGUGAAGGCGUUCAUGUGCGGCUCUCUGAGCGGGACGUGCUCCACGCUGCUCUUCCAGCCUCUGGACCUGGUGAAGACGCGUCUGCAGACCCUACAGCCCGGGUCAGGUCGGGUCGGUAUGGUCGCAGUCUUUGUUAGCGUCCUGCGGACGGAGAAGCUCCUUGGACUGUGGAGAGGCGUCUCACCUUCAUUUGUGCGCUGUAUUCCAGGAGUCGGGAUCUACUUCAGCACGUAUUUCACGCUAAAGCAGCGGUUUUUCGCCGACGGGGCCCCGGGGCCCCUACAGUCAGUGCUGCUGGGAGCCGGAGCCAGAUGCGUCGCGGGUGUCUGCAUGCUGCCCGUCACCGUUAUCAAAACACGCUUCGAGAGCGGCCGCUAUCAGUACAGCAGUGUGGCAGGAGCGCUGAGGUCCGUGUGCCGGGUGGAGGGACCGAAGGCUCUGUUCUCAGGUCUGACGGCCACUCUGCUCAGAGACGCACCGUUCUCUGGGAUAUACGUCAUGAUCUACAGCCAGGCCAAAUACUCGCUGCCACAAGAGAUCAGUCAGUCAUCUUACGCUCCGCUGGCUAACUUCAGCUGCGGAGUUCUGGCCGGCGUCCUGGCCUCCAUUGUGACCCAGCCGGCAGAUGUGGUGAAAACUCACGUUCAAGUGAGUCCAGACAUCUUCAGGAGGACGUCAGAUGUGGUGCGAUACAUUUACAAGGAUCACGGGUUGGUGGGUUUUUUCCGUGGCGCGGUUCCUCGCUCUCUGAGGAGAACCAUGAUGGCGGCGAUGGCUUGGACGGUGUACGAGCAGCUGAUGGCUCAGAUGGGCCUCAAAUCCUGAGAGCGAUCAAACCACAUCACACACUGAACGAGAUCUUCACUGCGGCUCACGGGCCCGUCUGAUGCUUUAGUGUUUGACUCUGAGAUCCUCGACGGUGAGGAUCAUGUGGGUCGGGAAAUACGGCGAUAGAAAAUGAUCUGUUUGUCUGACUGACUGUGAUCAUCAUGGUUCGGCAAACUGCCUUGAUUUUCAAUGGAGAACUGAAGUGAGAAUCAUCUUGAACACAGAGAUUGAGCUUUGAAACGCACUUUAACAUGUCAGCUCAGCUUGUCUUGUCUGUUUUUGAGUGAAUUAUGCUGCUUAUGUUCUGCUCUUAUAAAGUUUUUAUACAGUUCAUGAGCUGCUUUAGGACAGUCAUAAUCUGUUUACUUUUAUAGUAUUAUGUUGCAGGUUAUGAUUGACAGGUUAACUUGAUAUGUUGUUUAUCGAGUCAAAUUAUUGUUAUUAUUAAAGUCAGCAUGAAAUGGGAGUGGGGAUAGUCUUUUCUUUCCUGUGACGUAUAUCCGAGUGAAACAGCUUCUGGAACAGUGUAGGGCGGGGCUUAAUUUUGUCCAUGGGAAAUUGAUUGGAUCAUUGUAGUUUGCUAUUAGUGGAUCUGGUCUUGACUGACAGGUUGUCCCGCCCUCGUGCCAGUCAUCAGAGAAGAGAAGAGAUGCUGCAAGAUGGAGAACAAGUUAUUUUAACUUAAAUAAUGAUGUUCACAGUUAAAUCAUUUAUAAUAUAUACUGUAAUAUUCCUUUAAAAAUAAGAAUUUUCAAAUUUGAUUUAAUGGUGAAUUUAAACAUUCAGAACUGAGUCCCAUCACAAUCAUUCACAGACAGCUUGUUGUUUUUAAAUCAAGACUGAAAUCUGUUUUAUAACAUUGUGUUUUGUCACAACAUUAGGGCUUUUCACACUUGAGCUAGUUAUUGUAAACUCUGAGUAAAUGGAAUCCUUGGUUAUCCUACUUAUCACAUUGCGCAUGGAUAACCAAUUAGUAUUCAUAAACUGCCGUUUCACAAUGACACUGCAAAUAUGCAAAUAAUAACCUUAACCCAGGGUUUAGGAUUGUACAGUGCAGUAAACCAUGGUUUAAAGUUAUUAUUUUCAUAUUUACGAUGUCAAUGUCAUUGAUUAAGCAGUUCAUUAAGCAGUUUCAUAACCCACUUCUAAAUUGCAAGUAUGAAAGCUCUUCUACCCAGGGUUUAAAGCAGAGUUUAGAACAAUAACCCAGGGUUAAACGCGGUGUGAAAAGCCCUAUUGGGUGUACAUUCAAGAAGCAAUCUUUUGUUUGUGUGUGUUUGUGUGAGAAAAUCAAGCUGUGAUGUAAAUUGAGAUCGUUUUUCCUGCUUGUUCAGUAAUUUUCUAAUAUGAACGAGGGUCAAAAGCAGAAAUAAAGAUUGUCUGAAUGA